Molecule: messenger RNA, 1263 nt
Organism: Ricinus communis (castor bean)
Lineage: Eukaryota; Viridiplantae; Streptophyta; Magnoliopsida; Malpighiales; Euphorbiaceae
Product: protein-ribulosamine 3-kinase, chloroplastic
Exons: 9
Coding region: 154-1137 (327 amino acids)
Source: RefSeq, a predicted model, not a curated record
GACAAAGUUACUCUCCAAUAGGGUAUAUGAAACUUUAUCGCCAAACAAACUGCAGGACAUUAAACACCGCAAGGUUCUGUUUCAAUGAAGCACAGCCAAUAAAAACUCGACACCCAGAACGGUGGCGAGGAGAAGGAAAAGCAGCAAGUGAUAAUGGUGGUGGGACACGUGGCACUUCCUUCUUUCAAUUCUUGCUUUCCUUCUUUGCAUCGACUUCGCUUCUCCAAACGCAAACCAUUUGCCGUUUUCGCUAUGAGUGAAGAUCCAAUCCGUGAAUGGAUUCUGUCGGAAGGCAAUGCAACCAAAAUUACAAGAAUUAGUUCUAUUGGUGGUGGCUGUAUCAAUCUUGCAAAUCGUUAUGACACUGAUGCUGGUACUUUCUUUGUUAAAACAAACAGGAGUAUCGGACCAUCCAUGUUUGAGGGAGAGGCUCUAGGCCUAGGUGCCAUGUAUGAGACCAGAACAAUCCGUGUACCUAGACCAUUUAAGGUUGGACCCCUGCCAACUGGUGGAUCAUACAUCAUUAUGGAAUUUAUUGAAUUUGGUGCAUCCAGAGGCAAUCAGCCCCUCUUAGGGAAGAAGCUUGCUGAAAUGCAUAAAGCUGGCAAAUCCCAAAAGGGUUUUGGAUUUGAUGUUGAUAAUACAAUUGGCAGUACUCCUCAGAUAAAUACGUGGACAUCAGAUUGGAUUGAGUUUUAUGGAGUGCAUAGAUUGGGUUACCAACUGAAGUUGGCAUUAGACAAAUAUGGCGAUUCAAGCAUUUACCAAAAAGGACAAAGACUGGUGAAGAACAUGGCACCUCUCUUUGAGGGCAUUGUCACAGAGCCUUGCUUACUUCAUGGAGACUUGUGGAGUGGGAAUAUCAGCUCUGACAAAAAUGGCAAGCCGGUUAUACUUGACCCAGCAUGUUACUAUGGGCAUAAUGAGGCAGAAUUUGGAAUGUCAUGGUGUGCUGGUUUUGGAGAAGCAUUCUAUAAUGCUUAUUUUGAGGUGAUGCCAAAACAACCAGGCUUCGACAAAAGGAGAGACCUUUACCUAUUGUAUCAUUACCUUAAUCACUACAAUCUCUUUGGUUCUGGAUAUAGAUCAUCUGCAAUGUCGAUAAUUGAUGACUAUCUGCGGAUCUUAAAAGCGUGACCACUGUAUCCAAAAGCAAUAGUUACAUGUGUGUACAUUAUUUUUUUGUUAGUUUUGAACAAUUUAUAACUCCACAAGUAUAUAUGUAAUGGUCUUUACAGCAAAUUUCAGCUGCAUUUGCAUACA